Molecule: messenger RNA, 2355 nt
Organism: Cyphellophora attinorum
Lineage: Eukaryota; Fungi; Ascomycota; Eurotiomycetes; Chaetothyriales; Cyphellophoraceae
Product: Serine/threonine-protein kinase SCH9
Exons: 2
Coding region: 1-2355 (784 amino acids)
Biological process (GO): protein phosphorylation
Molecular function (GO): ATP binding; protein serine/threonine kinase activity
Source: RefSeq, a predicted model, not a curated record
AUGGUCGAACGCGAACAAGCACAAAUACCGACACCACCGCCAGAAGAGGUGCAAGAAGAGCUUCCAACUCAGCUAGAGGUUGACUCUUCUCGCAUGCCUCCCACGCCGAUAUCAUCAGGCUCUUCUGAUGUGAAUCGAGACGGGGAGUCUGCUGAGAACGGAAGACCUCUGGCCGAGUCAGGCCUUGCAUCUAUUACUCAGGCGCUGCGAAAUUUUGUGCUACCGAAAAGUUCCUCCAGCGGCCACAGCACUCGACAUCAGUCUCUCCCAGUCUCAAGCGUGAACCACACUUCGGUUUCUGCUCCUCAUAUUUCCAAUCCCUCGUCUACAGCACAGUCUUCCCAGAGUCACUCUCCUCAGGCUUCCCCAGCCCGAAGACCUACGCAGUCCCAGUUGAUUUCUGAAAACACUGCGCUAACUGAGGACGUGGCCAAUGCGCCACGGGAGAAGGCUACACCUCCACACACCCCGAGAGCGUUAUCACAAGAAGACCGUCGACGGUCACCACUCGUGGACGACUCACACAAACACAAAACAGUAACAGAUGUAGACCCCAAAGUUCCGACCCAGCAGCCACGAGGCAAGCUUGCUGUCAAGAUAGCGGAGGGACGUAACAUCAAAGCAGCUUUCGACCCUUAUGUGGUCGUAACUUUUGAGUACAAUGAGUUCAUAUCGAAAGGCUCGAAAACAGAUAGUAUGGAUGUUGAUAGCCUUGGACCCUCACGUGCACAGCCGAUGCAAAGGUCAGAUAGCGAGACGGGGCGGGCAAUGGCAAUCCCGAUGAGAAGCAGGCAGAGCAGUACGAAUGGUCUGAGUGAAGAGAGUGGUCGAGCCUUGAACAAGGUCACUGACCCUCAAUGGGACCAUGAAGCAUUAUUUGACGUGGUUGGGAAACAAUCAGAACUUGAAGUUUCUGUUUACGAUCGCCAUCAAGACGCUUUCCUCGGACACGUUCGUCUCUGUCUAAAUCUCACGAAACAACAACCACGACUUGAGAAUUUCUUUCCACUGAUGGCACGAGCUGUGGGCGACCAGGACAUCUCCGGCGAAAUUCACAUAAGCAUGGCUUUCACAGAAACGGAGAAACGUCAUAUUGGCCCGCACGACUUCCAGAUUCUCAAACUUAUUGGCAAGGGAACAUUUGGUCAAGUCUAUCAGGUGCGGAAGAAGGACACACAAAGAAUCUACGCCAUGAAAGUCCUCUCGAAGAAAGUCAUCAUCCAGAAGAAGGAGAUUCAACACACAAUCGGCGAGAGGAAUAUUCUCGUCAGAACAGCAAUGACGGAUUCACCCUUCAUCGUUGGUCUCAAAUUCUCAUUCCAGACUGCAGCCGAUCUCUACCUGGUCACAGACUUCAUGUCUGGGGGUGAGCUAUUCUGGCAUCUGCAGAAGGAAGGUCGUUUCAAGGAGGAUCGCGCGAAAUUCUACAUCGCCGAAUUGAUUCUUGCGUUAAAGCAUCUACACGAACACGACAUCGUCUAUCGCGACCUCAAGCCCGAGAAUAUUCUUCUUGAUGCUAACGGCCACAUCGCACUGUGCGACUUCGGUCUCUCGAAAGCCAACCUCACCAAGAACGACACCACCAACACAUUCUGCGGCACAACAGAAUAUCUGGCACCAGAAGUUCUACUCGACGAGCAAGGCUACACGAAAAUGGUAGACUUCUGGUCCCUGGGGGUCCUUGUGUUCGAAAUGUGCUGUGGGUGGUCGCCGUUUUACGCGGAAGACACACAGCAGAUGUAUAAGAACAUCGCUUUCGGCAAAGUCCGCUUCCCUCGCGACGCACUAUCCACUGAAGGCCGCAACUUUGUCAAAGGUCUCCUCAACCGGAACCCGAAACACCGACUCGGCGCGACGCGUGACGCGGUCGAGUUGCAGGAGCACCCGUUCUUUGCUGAUGUCGACUGGGAUGCGCUCGGGAAGAAGAACUUGAUUCCUCCAUUCAAGCCGAAAUUGACAUCAAACGCCGACACGUCCAACUUCGAUCCCGAAUUCACCAACGCACUCAACACUUCGAGUUCACUAAACGCACGUGCUGCUGCACUUGCAGCAGGUGGGCAGACCGACUCCACGCCUCUGAGUCCAACGAUGCAGAACGCAUUCCAAGGUUUCACUUUUGUGGACGAGAGUACACUUGAGUCACAAUUCGGUGAUCGAGAUGGCACAGAUGAUGUUGACGAGAGAAUGGACGACAGUGGACUAUUGCGACAGAAGACUCGAGAACUGCAGCAACUGCAGGACAAGCAGGGGGGCCAGGAAAGUCAGCGAGACAGGGAUCAGAGAAUGAGUGGUGUACAAAGAACAGGCACACAAGGCGACGACUUCUUCAGCCAGGGCGGCGAGUGGGAUCAGUGA